GUUAGUCCAAGUCACGUGAUCGUCGACUCAGCUGACCCUGCGGACCGGAAAAAGAAAUUCCGGGGUCCUGGUUUCUUGGCGCGAUGAGGUUCCGGUUCUGUGGUGAUCUGGACUGUCCCGACUGGGUCUUGGCAGAAAUCAGCACGCUGGCCAAGAUGUCCUCUGUGAAGUUGCGGCUGCUCUGCAGCCAGGUACUAAAGGAGCUGCUGGGACAGGGAAUUGAUUAUGAGAAGAUCCUGAAGCUCACGGCUGACGCCAAGUUUGAGUCAGGUGAUGUGAAGGCCACAGUGGCAGUGCUGAGUUUCAUCCUCUCCAGUGCGGCCAAGCACAGUGUCGAUGGCGAAUCCUUGUCCAGUGAACUGCAGCAGCUGGGGCUGCCCAAAGAGCACGCGGCCAGCCUGUGCCGCUGUUAUGAGGAGAAGCAAAGCCCCUUGCAGAAGCACUUGCGGAUCUGCAGCCUACGCAUGAAUAGGUUGGCAGGUGUGGGCUGGCGGGUGGACUACACCCUGAGCUCCAGCCUGCUGCGGUCCGUGGAAGAGCCCAUGGUGCACCUGCGGCUGGAGGUGGCAGCUGCCCCAGGGACCCCAGCCCAGCCUGUUGCCAUGUCCCUCUCAGCAGACAAGUUCCAGGUCCUCCUCGCAGAGACAAGGUUUCUUCAUGUUGGUCAGGCUAGUCUCGAACUCCUGACCUCAGGUGAUCCACCCACCUUGCCCUCCCAAAGUGCUGGGAUUACAGGCGUAAGCCACUGCGCCCAGCCACUGCCAUCUUUACGAAGAGAGAAGUGACCAUGCCUGAAUCAGUCAUUGGCAAGAGGAACGGUGUUAUGGACUGAAUGUUCAUGUUCCUCCAGAAUUCAUAUGCCUCUGUCCACAUGUGCACACCAGAUGAGGGCCAUGUGAGCACACGAGGUGGCUGUCUACAAGGCCAGGAAGAGGGCUGUCAACAGGAACUGCGUCUGCUGACACCUUGAUCUUGAACUUCCCAGCCUCCACAACUGUGAGAAAGAAAUCUCUAUGGUGUAAGCCACUGGCCUGUGACAUUGUUAUAGCAGCUCGAGAAGACUAAGGCAGAUGGGCUCCCAGGACUGGCGCAGACCAGCCAGGGCUCCUUGUAGAAAAGGCUGAUGCCAGAGUACAUGGAGGGUACAAGGAGGACUCACCUGGAAUAUCUUUUGGUGUAAGGAACCUAUCAAAGAAUAAUGGCUUGUUCCAUUGGCCAAAGAUGGGACAAUUUGAACAUCAAGAGAUAAGUACUGACUCCACUCCUGACUUCUGCUUCUGGAAAAAUGAAGUAGGUGUUCUCCCUAUUCCUCCCACUAAGUACAGUUAACAACCCUGGAUGUUACAUAUAAAACAAACAAAAAGACUGAGCGAUGGAGAGAAGGCAGCCUAGCCUGGCUGGGAUCCUCAGGACCUGAGGCUCCACACAGCAGAGAAAGUCCUGGAAUCUGGACCCCAUGGGCCAGUCAGGUUGACACAAAACUGAUCAUCACAGAUCUGUAGAACUAUACAAAAGUGCUGACAUCCAUGAUUAGAGUCUCAGAAGGUAAGGAGGAAGAGAGUGGAAUGGAAAAAGUAUUCAAAAAAAUAAUCACUAAAGGCCUGGUGCAGUGGCUCAUGCCUGUAAUCCCAGCACUUUGAGAGGCAGGACGAUUGCUUUAGACCUUGCAACUGGCCUGAGCAACACAGGGAGACUCAGUCUCUACAAAAAAAUUAAAAAUUAGCCGAUCAUGGCGGUGCGUGCUUAUAGUCUCAGCUACUCAGAAGGCUGAGGCAGGAGGAUCAAUCGCUUGAGCCCAGGGGUUUGAGGCUGCAGUGAGCUGUGAUCAUACCUCUGCACUCCAGCCUGGGUAACAGAGCUGAGACCCUGUCUCAAAAAAAGAAAAAAAAAAUGUAUAUAUACACAUUGGAAUAUUUUUCAGCCCUUAAAAAGCAGAAGGUUCUGUCAUUUGUGACUUGGAUGAACCUAGACGACAUGAUGCUAAGUGAAAUAAGCCAGGCACAGAGAGACAAAUACCGCAUCACCUCACGCCUGGAGUUGAAAAAAAGGCCUGGGGCAGUGGCUCACGCCUGUAAUCCCAGCACUUUGGGAAGCCAAGGUGGGAGGAUCGCUUAAGCCCAGGAGUUCGAGACCAGGCUGGGCAACAUGGCAAACCUGUCUCUACAAAAAGUAAAAAAAAUUAGCCGGGUGCAGUGGCACAUGCCUGUAGUUCCAGCUACUCGGGAGGUUGAGGUGGGAGGAUUGCUUGAGCCAGGGAGGUCAAGGCUGCAGUGAACCCUGCACUCCAGCCUGGGUGACAGAGUGAGACCCUGUCUCAAAGAAAAAGAAAAAAAAAGUUAAAUUCAUAGAAGUCGACAGUAGAAUGGUGGUUAGCAGAGGCUGGAGGAGAGAGAGGGUGGGUUGUGGGGGAAAGGGGAGACACUGGUCAAAAGGUACAAAGUUCUAGUUAGGAGGAGUAAAUUCUGGUGAUUUAUUGCAUAGCGUAGUGACCAGUUAAUAAUGAUGUAUACUUCAAAAUAGCUAAAAGAUGGUUUUAAAUGUUCUCAUCACAAAGAAAUAAAUAUUUGAGGUAAUGGAUAUCCUAAUUAGCCUGAUUUGAUUUUUUUUGUGUUUUUUUGUUUUUUCUUGAGAUGGAGUCUCACUCUGUUGCCUAGGCUGGAGUGCAGUGGUGUGAUCUUGGCUCACUGCAACCUCUGCCUCCAGAGUUCAAGUGAUUCUUCUGCCUCAGCCUCUGUAGUAGCUGGGACUACAGGCGUGCACCACCACCCCUGGCUAAUUUUUUGUAUCUUUUUGUAGAGACAGGGUUUCACUAUGUUGGCCAGGCUGGUUUUAAACUUCUGACCUCAGGUGAUCCGUCUGCCUCGGCCUCCCACAGUGCUGGGAUUACAGGCAUGAGCCACCAUGCCCAGCCAAUUUGAUCAUUCCACAAUAUAUACAUGUAACAAAACAUCACACUGUACCCCACAAAUGUAAACAAUUAUUAUUUGUCAAUUAAAAAUAAAACUAUAGAUAAGUCAAACUGGUAUUCUAAAAAAUGUUCAACUAGCCACAGUUGGGCAAGAAGAAACAAAAAUUAAAACUGGGAAUAAAGUGAUAAAAAAAAUCACAAGGAGACUAUCCUUGGCAACAUGGCAAAACCCCAUCUCUACAAAAAAAAAUACAAAAAUUAGUCAGGUGUGGUGGUAUGCACCAUUGUCCCAGCUACUCAGGAGGCUGACGUUGGAGGAUCACCUGAGCCCAGGAGUUCGAGGUUGCAGUGAACCAUGAUCAUACCACUGCACUCCAGCCUUGAGUGACAGAGUGAGAUCCUGUCUCAAAAAAAAUAAAAAAGAGGUUAUCCUGUCUUUUUAGUCAAGAUAACCAAAUAGCCCUGGUCAAUGAGGUAAAGCUAUACUUGACAGAUGGAUUCUAUCAAAUAUAUUAAGAAUGACAAUUAGAAAAUCACUUUGAGGCUGGACACAGUGGCUCACACCUGUAAUCCCAGUACUCUGGGAGGCCAAGGCGGGUGGAUCGCUUGAGGUCAGGAGUUCGAGACUAGUCUUGGCAACGUGGUAAAACCCUGUCUCUACUAAAAGUACAAAAAAUUAGGCGUGGUGGCCCCCGCCUGUAAUCCCAGCUACUGGGAGGUCGAGGCUGCAGUGAGCCAAGAUUGCGCCAUC
This is a messenger RNA of Pongo pygmaeus (Bornean orangutan), 3659 nucleotides long. It is a transcript of the gene COMMD4, whose product is annotated as COMM domain containing 4. The record is from RefSeq and is a predicted model, not a curated record. Bases 84 to 785 code for a protein of 233 amino acids. The transcript has 8 exons. NCBI's taxonomy places the organism in Eukaryota, Metazoa, Chordata, Mammalia, Primates, Hominidae.